This is a messenger RNA of Meira miltonrushii, 1704 nucleotides long. RefSeq names its product PTR2-domain-containing protein. The transcript has a single exon. The record is from RefSeq and is a predicted model, not a curated record. Gene Ontology annotation, molecular function: tripeptide transmembrane transporter activity; dipeptide transmembrane transporter activity. The coding region runs from base 1 to 1704 and encodes 567 amino acids. Gene Ontology annotation, biological process: oligopeptide transport; transmembrane transport. Gene Ontology annotation, cellular component: plasma membrane; fungal-type vacuole. Lineage: Eukaryota; Fungi; Basidiomycota; Exobasidiomycetes; Exobasidiales; Brachybasidiaceae.
AUGCUGGGACCUGCUCCAACAGAAGAAGAAAGAAGAACCUUACGUAAAGUCCCAAGCUAUAUUCCUCCAAUGGCAUUCUUAGUUGCAUUUUUAGAAUUAUGUGAACGUGCAAGUUAUUACGGCUUGACGGGUCCAAUCGUCAAUUAUAUCCAAAACCCUUUGCCACCCGGAUCAGACGGUGGUCAAUUAGUCGGAACCUCAAAAGUACCAGGUGCACUUGGACAAGGACAAUCUGUCGCUUUUGCUAUUACGACGUUCAAUUCUUUUUGGGCUUACGUUAUGCCAAUUAUUGGAGCCGUUGUUGCAGAUACUUGGUUAGGAAGAUACAAGGCAAUCUGCUGGUUUACGGUGGUCAAGAUCCUUGCACAGAUUUUACUCACUGCCUCUGCUUCUCCUGCUGGAAUUGCAAGCGGGGCUGCUUAUCCUUGUCUUGUAGUUGGAAUCGUUCUUUUGGGUAUCGGUACAGGUGGAAUCAAAUCAAACGUUUCUCCUUUGAUUGCUGAUCAAAUUAAAACUCGCAAAGCAUAUGUUGAAACUUUGAAAGAUGGAACAAGAGUAAUUCGCGAUCCAAAUGCAACGAUGCAAAGGUUGUUCAAUUUGUUCUACUUUUUCAUCAAUUUGGGUGCUUGUCUCAAGAUUGCGACCGUUUAUCUGGAGAAAGACAUUGGCUUUUGGGCAUCAUUCUUACUGCCAACAUGUUUGGCGUGCUUGAUGCCACUGGUUUUGCUUUUAGGUAACAAACAUUACAUUAAAGUGCCGCCUCGUGGUUCAAUUUUACUGGAGGCUUUACGUGUCAUCCGUCUUGUGAUUGCAAAAGGAUUUUCUUGGAAUAUCUUACGAUUCAGAAACAAUUUGGCGAAUGGAGUUAUCGAUUCUACCACAGGGCAACGAACAAGCGUUUGGGAAUAUGCCAAGCCGCUGGUGGUCAUGUCAUCUUUGAAGGGAGGAUCGGCUUUGGAGCGUCCCAAAUGGCUUACAUGGGAUGCAACUUUUGUGGAAGAAGUACAAAGAACGAUGCGUGCGUGUGCAAUCUUUGCAUACUAUCCACUGUUUUGGCUACCGUAUCUCAUGAUGACAAACAAUCUGGUCUCCCAAGCAGCAACUCUUCGUUUAGGUGGUGUACCCAACGAUAUCUUGAGCGCUUUCAAUCCGAUCUCAGUUGUCAUCAUGCUACCAAUCAUGGAUCGAGUUGUGUAUCCGCUAUUACGCAGAUUCAACCUUCCCUUCCGUCCCAUCACGAGAAUUUUUGUUGGUUUCAUGGUUGCGGCUGCUGCCAUGGUAUAUGCAGCCGUUUUGCAAGCCAAAAUCUAUGAUGAAGUUCCUUGCCGUACACAGCCAGGGGCAGCAGAUGCUGAUUGCGAUAGCUCAUCAAUCUCUUUGUGGGUUCAAUUGCCCGUCUAUAUCUUGAUCGCAUUCUCUGAAAUCAUGGCAAGUGUAACCGGUUUAGAGUACGCUUAUCAGAAAGCACCUGCUCGUCUCAAGUCAGUCGUUACUUCUUUGUACUUGUUCACAAACGCCUUCGCUUCUGCUCUUUCGUUCGCCCUCACUCAUGUUUCUCAAGAUCCUUAUUUGGUCUGGCUCUAUGGAUCAAUCGCAGUGGCGGCCUUCAUUGCAGGUAUCCUAUUCUUCAUUAGCUUUCGUAAAUGGAACAAAUUUGAGGAGGUGGAGAAUGAGAUCGGUCGUGGACCAGAUCGGGAAGAAUAA